This is a messenger RNA of Lycium barbarum (goji berry), 5806 nucleotides long. Its product is annotated as disease resistance protein Roq1-like. NCBI's taxonomy places the organism in Eukaryota, Viridiplantae, Streptophyta, Magnoliopsida, Solanales, Solanaceae. The record is from RefSeq and is a predicted model, not a curated record. Gene Ontology annotation, biological process: signal transduction; defense response. Gene Ontology annotation, molecular function: ADP binding.
CAUAAUUCCACUAGAAAGUCUCUUUUUCCUUCCUUUUACUUUGCUUUAGUUCCCUUUCCAUUUGUUUUCUUCGUCUUUUCCAACUUUAGUUUUUCCUUUUCUUCCUUUUUGACUAAUGGCCAAUUAAUCAAGUUUUCUUAUCUGUUUCACACCUUAAUUUCUGAAAAUAAUGGAAAAGGUAGCGUACAUAGACUAGUAAUAGUGAUAAAGGUAAAGUCUUACUCUUUAUUAAGCACCACAAUAGCCCAACUAUGUCAGUUUUCUCAUCUUAGACAAAGCUGGGAAUUUGCCUGUUAGUCUUUAGCAAUAUUCUUCAACAAUGUCUCAUGCUUCUUCUUCCAAAGUUUGCAAGUAUGACAUCUUUUUGAGUUUUAGAGGUGAAGAUACACGUAGAACCUUUGUGAGUCAUCUCUAUAAUGCUCUAAAACAAAGAGGAAUCCACACUUUCAAAGAUGAUGAGCGGUUGGAAACGGGAAAAACAAUUUCUGGUGAACUUUUAAAAGCCAUCGAAGAGGCCAAAUUCGCGGUCGUGAUAUUUUCAAAAAGCUAUGCAUCCUCUAGAUGGUGCUUAGAGGAACUAGCACACAUCAUAAAGUGCAAAAAUGAAUUGGAGCAGAUUGUGAUUCCAAUUUUCUAUGAUGUGAGUCCAUCAGAUGUGCGCCAUCAAUAUCCCCCUUUUGCUAAAUCCUUUUCCCAACACGAGGAAAAUUGCAAAGAUGAUUUGGAGAAGGUUCAAAGAUGGAGGAAUGCAUUUGUGGAGGCAGGGAAAAUAUCAGGGUAUCAUUUACAAAAUUUCAAGGAUGAGGUAGAUUGCAUCAAGAAAAUAGUUGAUUACAUAUUACCAAAGUCGCUUCAAGUUAUCUCACUAUCGUCCAAAAGCUUAGUGGGUAUUGAACCUCAAAUUGAGAAAGUAAUCUCAUUGUUAGAUAUGGAAUCAAAUGAUGUAUGUUCAGUUGGAAUAUGGGGGAUGAGCGGUAUCGGCAAGACAGAAAUCGCGAAUGUUAUAUAUCAGAGAUAUCGUCAUCGAUUUGAAGCCGAUUGUUUUCUUAAUUGUGAUGUUGGAGAAAUGUACCAGAAAAAGGGACUGACAUGGUUACAGAAAGCUCUGAUCCGCAAGCUAUUGGGAAAAAAGAUGACAAUAACUAGUGAAUGUGAAGGUGCCAUGAUUAUAAAGAAUGGGCUUCGCUGGAAGAAAGUUAUGCUCAUUCUUGACAAUGUAAGCCAUCUAAGUCAACUAGAGUUUAUAGUUGGUGGGACAGAGUGGUUUGGCAGGGGUAGUAGAAUUUUGAUUAUCACGAGAGACAAGCACCUGGUAAUCACUCAUUUGAAGGAGGAUAAAGUAUAUGAAGUCCUACUAUUAUCUAAAACUGAAGCUCUUGAACUGUUUUGCAUGCAAGCUUUCAAAAGAAAAUCUCCUAAGAGCGAUUUUAAGGAACUUUCAAGUGAAGUGGUGAAGUAUGCUGAUGGACUCCCUUUAGCUCUUAAAGUUUUGGGUUCUUCUCUUUAUGGACGAAACAAAGAGCAAUGUAGGGACAUAAUUGAUAGAUUGAAGAAGAUCCCUAAUGAGGACAUUCUAGAAAAACUAAAGAUCGGUCUUGAUGGGUUGAAUAAAGAUGAGAUGAGAAUAUUUCUAGAUAUUGCAUGCUUGUACAAUUAUAGACUUAACAUAUGAUGUGAACGAAUACUUAAAAGUUGUGGUAUUCACUUGAUAGGAAUAAAUUACCUCAUCGAAAAAUCUCUCUUAUCCGUCAGAUAUGGCUUCAUGUUUGAGAUGCAUAAUUUGAUAAGUCAAAUGGGUCAAAAUGUGUCAAGGCAAGAGCAUGCACACAACAGAAUAUGGCUCCAUGAGGAGGUUCAUGACCUUUUUGCUGGAAAGUUGAAACCAAAAAAGGUGGAAAGCCUGCGUAUCCCAAAUGGUUAUCGUUUUGCAGAUGAUCAUGUAAAUCAUAGCAAGGUACUCAAGAGGAUGCUAAGCUUACAGGUGUUGAUAUUUGAUUAUGAAACUAUUUGCUCGGAAAGCACUGUGACUUGUCUUCCUUCUAGCCUACGGUGGAUUAAAUGGCCGAAGUAUCCUUCAAGUUCAUUGCCGGAGGAGUAUGACCCAUCACACCUCGUUGGGCUCUGUUUAUAUAAAAGUCAGCUUGUCGAACUCUGGCCAAUACCAAAGAAAUUGAGCAACUUGAAGCAUUUGGAUCUAACCAGCAGCUUUGGGUUAAGAAAAACCCCUAAUUUUGGUGAUAUGCCAAACUUGGAGACACUAAAUUUAAAUAAGUGUAAGAAUUUGGAAGAGGCCCAUCCCUCUCUUGGACAUUGCAGAAUGCUUACACUAUUGGAUUUAAGUAGUUGUGAAAAUCUUAAGAAGCUUCCAGAUUUGAAAUUGAGCAACUUGAAGCUAUUGAAUCUAAGGGUGUGCGGUGGGUUAACAGAAAUCCCUAAUUUUGGUGAUAUGCCAAACUUGAAGGCACUAGAUUUAGGUGGGUCUAAGAAUUUGGAAGAGGUUCAUCCCUCUCUUGGACAUUGCAGAAUGCUUACUUAUUUGAAUUUGUCUGAUUGUCACAAACUUAAGAAGCUUCCAGAAUUGAAAUUGAGCAACUUGAAGCUAUUGAAUCUAAGAUGGUGCUGUGAGUUAACAGAAACCCCUAAUUUUGGUGAUAUGCCAAACUUGGAGGCACUAAUUUUUAAUGAGUGUAACAAUUUGGAAGAGGUUCAUCUCUCUCUUGGACAUUGCAGAAUGCUUAAUUAUUUGAAUUUGUCUGAUUGUCCCAAACUUAAGAAGCUUCCAGAAUUGAAAUUGAUCAACUUGAAGCCAUUGAAUCUAAGGGUGUACGGUGGGUUAACAGAAAUCCCUAAUUUUGGUGAUAUGCCAUACUUGUUGGCACUAGAUUUAGGUGGGUCUAAGAAUUUGGAAGAGGUCCAUCCCUCUCUUGGACAUUGCAGAAUGCUUACUGAUUUGAAUUUGCGUCAAUGUGAAAAACUUAAGAAGCUUCCAGAAUUGAAAUUGAGCAACUUGAAGCUAUUGAAUCUAAGCGGGUGCGGUGGGUUAACAGAAACCCCUAAUUUUGGUGAUAUGCCAAACUUAGAGACACUAAUUUUUAAUGAGUGUAAGAAUUUGGAAGAGGUCCCUCCCUCUUUUGGACAUUGCAGAAUGCUUAGAGUAUUGAGCAUAAAAUCUACUGGUAUAAGAGAACUACCUUCAACAUCUAUUGGGACUUUGAGUGGCCUCAAAUCUCUCAAGUUGGGAGGUUGUGAAGAUCUUGUAAGUCUACCAGACAGCCUCUGUAAUUUGAAUAAUCUUAAACAUCUUGAUCUUCAUGGCUGCAAAAAGCUAGAGAAGCUUCCAGAAAACAUUGGGGAAUUGCAAGAGUUAGAGACACUUGAUGCAAGAGAAACUGCAAUCUCCCAACCACCUCCGUCCAUCACCAAACUUGGCAAACUUAGUAAUCUCAAUAUUUUGGGUGGACUUCCUGAUGAUUUAGGAUCUUUACAAUCUUUGGAAAGUUUGGAUGUUAGUGGAAGCAAUAUUUCUUGCUUACCCAGAAGCAUCAAAGAACUCUUGGGGCUUAAAAACUUGAACACUCAAUUCUGUCAGAAUCUUAAUGAAUUGCCAGAAGAGCUACCCCCAAAUUUGAAGAAGCUACAUGCAGAUUAUCAUUUAUCCUUGAAGAGCAUCAGAGAUCUAGUAAUUAAGUGUCUUAAGUUGCGUUUUCUCUCAAUAUCAUGGUGUGGUCAUGAAAUCCCCGAAUACGGAACUGUCUCAAGUGAACAAGUUAAUGUGUUCCUACAGCAUUAUAUUAGGACAUGCAUCCAGUGUGACUUCGAACAAAGGGAUUACUUUCUCAUUUCUUUUCCCAAAGUUAGAAUUCCAGAGCUGUUCGAUUAUCAGUUUAUAAAUAAAAAAAAGGUCUCAAUUGAUCUGAACCCAUCUUGGUAUACCGAUAAAUUCAUGGGUUUUUCGAUAUGUUGCUGUUCUAAUAGUGAGUAUGUGAGUUUAGUAGCUACAUUGGUCUGCAAAUCUGACCCUGGAAGAGAACAUUCCUUGAAGUAUAGCCUCCCCGAAUGUUGGCCCAAGUCUGCUAUGUGUUUCAUCUACAUACCAUUUGAAACAUUGUGGCACGCUUCUGACAAUAAAGAAGGGAAGAACCCAAAUGAUUACUGCCUGUUUGAGGUAUAUUCAGUGUACGAACAGGGAGCAUAUUGGGGAAUUCGCCCGGAGUAUGAGAAUAAUGAUACUGCAGUGACAACUGAAAUUUGGUGCUCUAUGGAACUUGAGAAACCAGAGUCGUCACUCACUUUUGGACAUUUGCAAGCAUUUGCUGAGCAUAACAUUGCAAUAGACAGGGGACUACACUCGGGCAAUGAGAAUAAAGAUGUAGAGGUGGAUCAAGCAGCAAUGGCAGUUCAAAAGGACCAUGAAUCUCAAAAUGUUGAGCUGGCUAGAGUUUAUGAUAGCCCAUCAAGAAAAAUGGAUGAUGCUUCAAGAAAGAGAAAGAAAAAAAGAAAGAGAAAUAGAAAUAAAAAGAGAAAGAUAGUAGGGACAGAUGAGACUAGCUGCUCUCAUUUCACCAACAAGCACGCAUGAUUUUGAUUGGAUCUUGAGAAACAUCUUCCUUUGCUUGCAAAAAUUUGUCACUGAAAGGAGAAAAUCGAGGAAGCACCUAUCCAAUCAGAUAUUCAAAACAAAGAAGAUGAAAUGAGGGAGCAAUUACUCAACAUCAGAGCCAAGUGCGAGGAGCUUUGCAAAUGGGCAAUGCAUUUAUGGUCUAAGUACCACUGCUUAUCCUACUACAAGUCCCAAACUCUCUCCCGUGCUGCGAAAAGAUGAUGUAGUAACAAUUGAAAUUGGCUGCUCCAUGGUAUUUGAGAAACUAGAGCCAUCAUGCACUUCUGGUUCGCAGGCGUCUACUGAGCAUAACUUUGCAACAGCCCGGGACCACAUUCAGGCUAAGAGAAUGAAGAUCUAAGAUGUGGAUCAAGUAGAAAUGGUUUUGUUUUGCAUCAAAUAUCGGUCCUUGCUACAUGCGGAUUGUCAUUUAACCAAGCUGAAGUCAACUGAAACAUCAGUACUCAGGAAAUAAGAAUUAAAAUUGCAUUUCUCAUUUUAUAUCUUUAAUGUGAUGGAAUGAAGAUGAUCCGCACAACAAAUAUAUAUGUCCUUCAGUAGAGAAAGUGGUGCAUUAUGAUGGUCAAUUAGAAAAUCUGCAACAGCUAAGUUUGUUUCUGCCAACAAGCUUCCUUUAGUGACAACUUUUACUAAAGAUACCGCCCCUUCAAUUUUUGCCAGUCCAAUUAAGAAGACGGUUUUGCAUUUUCACUACAGCAAUUGAUACAGAUAAGUUGUUCCCAACAUUUCGAGAUGCUGCAAAACUUUUCAAGGGAAAGAAUGAUGUGGAUGUGAGAGUCUUGGUUGGGAACAAUUUUGAUGAAAUCGUUCCAAAUGAGUCAAAAGACGCGCUCUUGAGCCCCACCAAUUAUGGAACUAUGGAGAAUACAAAGAAGCUCUGAACACAUGCCUGGAGACAUGCUCCAUAACAAAUUCAAUCUCGUUACCGAUAUUUAGAGUUAUAGAUAAGAUUACAAAGUCAAUCUCGUUGUCGAUAUUUAGAGUUAUAGAUAAGCUUACAAAGUCGCUAAGGAGUUGGUCAUUUGUUCAAUGUCGCUCCCAAUUAUAGAUAAGCUUACAAAUUGUCAGAUUUUAGAUAUAUUAGAAUUUAUUGUUGCUUUUUAUUAUAUGUUGGUGCAAGAACGUUUACCAUCAGCGUAACGAGUUGUAGAUUAUUUAUGGUAGCAUUUUUGUGGUUUAAUAAAA